This is a messenger RNA of Ziziphus jujuba (common jujube), 2943 nucleotides long. RefSeq names its product disease resistance protein RUN1. The transcript is spliced from 9 exons. The coding region runs from base 1 to 2943 and encodes 980 amino acids. The record is from RefSeq and is a predicted model, not a curated record. Lineage: Eukaryota; Viridiplantae; Streptophyta; Magnoliopsida; Rosales; Rhamnaceae. Gene Ontology annotation, molecular function: ADP binding; protein binding. Gene Ontology annotation, biological process: defense response; signal transduction.
AUGAUCUUGGACCGUCAAGAAUCACUUGGACAGUUGGUUUGGCCAAUCUUUCUCAAUGUAGAGCCUUCCCACGUAAGAAAUGAGACAGGCCGUUUUGGAGAUGCCUUGCUUUUAUAUGAAGCUCCUCAUGAUUCCACUAAUAAUAGCAAGUACAAGGAAAAGCUGUUCAAAUGGAAGAUUGCUUUGAGGAAAGCUGGCAAUCUAUCUGUAUGGUAUUUCAAUGAAGGAGACGAAUCUGAGCUAAUCCAGAGAAUUGUGGAAGCAACAUUGAGCAGAGUGAACCGCACAACUCUUUAUGUUGCCAAAUAUCCAGUUGGAAUAGACGCCCAGAAUUGUGGAAGCAACAUUGAGCAGCGUGAAACGCAUAUAACUCUUGAUUUUGCCAAAUAUCCAGUUGGAAUAGAUGCCCCAUGUACAGUAUCUGGGAUCAUUAGCAGAGAUGAAUCUGAGUUAAUCCAGAGAAUUGUGGAAGCAACAUUGAGCAAAGUGAACCGCACACCUCUUUAUGUUGCCAAAUAUCCAGUUGGAAUAGAUGAACGUGUACAGCAUUUGGGUUCAUUAGCAGAUGUUGGAGCGAAAGAUGUCCGAGUGAUAGGGAUUCAUGGAACUGGUGGUAUAGGCAAGACAACUAUUGCCAAAGUUGUUUUCAACAAAUUUGCUGAUGAUUUUGAAGUUUCUAGCUUCCUUGCAAAUGUUAGGGAAACAUCACAGCAAUAUUGUGGUUUGGUCCAGUUACAGGAAACACUUUUGUUUGACAUGUUGGGGGAUCAAAUCUUAAAGUUGGAGGCGUUGGCUGGAGAGCAUGCUUGGUUUGGCCCAGCAAGUAAAGUUAUCAUAACAACUAGAAAUAAGCACUUAUUAACCACUUACAGAGUUGAUGCAACAUAUGAGGUUGAGGGAUUUAAUUACGAUAAAGCUCUUGAACUUCUUAGCUGGAAUGCUUUUAAAGGAAACAAGCCAGCAGAAGGUCACCAAGAACUCUCGCAGCGUGUUGUAGAAUACGCUGAUGGGAAUCCUUUGGCGCUAGUGGUGUUAGGUUCCUUUCUAUGCGGUAGGAGCAAACAGGAAUGGACGAGUGCCAUCAAGGAUAUAGAAAAGAAACCCCACAAGCAGGUUUAUGGAAUACUUAAGAUAAGUUUCGAUGCUUUACAGGACAAUGAAAAGACUAUCUUUCUUGAUAUUGCAUGUUUCUUUGUUGGUGAGGACAGAGAUUAUGUCAUUAAAGUACUUGAGUGCUUUAAUCUCUGUCCGACCAUCGGAAUUGAAGUUCUUAUUGAUAUGUCUCUCAUUACUGUAGAGGAGCGAAAAGUGAAAAUGCAUAAUUUAAUACAAGAAGUGGGUUGGGAAAUUGUCCGCCAAGAAUCUCCUGAAGUUGGCAAACGCAGUAGAUUAUGGUUAACAGAGGAUGUUUUUCAUGUAUUCUUGGAGAACAUGGGAACGAAUGCAAUUGAAGGCAUUAAGUUGGUCUUGACUGAACAAAAGACUCUGUACCUGAGUUCCAAAGCAUUCAAGAAAAUGAAAAGGCUACGAUUGCUUAUUUUUCAUAAUGUAAUUCUUUCAACAACCAUUGAAUAUCUUCCCACUGGAUUGAGAUUCAUUGAUUGGCCUGGAUAUCAGUUUCCCACUUUACCUCUCAAUCCUGGUCCCAAACAUCUUGUCAUACUUAAUAUGCCUAAAAGCCAUAUUCAAAAACUUGGUGAAGGAUUCAAGAAUUUUGAAAACUUGAAAGUUGUGAACUUGAGUUCCUCUAAGUUCUUAACCGAAAUUCCUGACCUUUCAACAACACCAAAGCUCGAGAGUUUGUACCCUGGGGAGUGUACUAAUUUAGUUCAGAUUCAUGAUUCUGUUGGAUCUCUCAAUUGGCUGGGAAUAUUGGACCUUCAGUUUUGUGAUAAACUCAGGAUUCUUCCAAGCAGUCUUCACUCUGAGAAUCUUGGAACACUAAAUCUCACAGACUGCUUUAGUAUUGAGAGGUUUCCCAAUAUUAACGUAGAAAUGAAACUUCUAGAUAGACUUUGUUUAUCUGGCACUGCUAUAAAAGAGUUAUCUUCCUCAAUUGAUAAACUAGUUAGGCUUAGACUCUUGAACUUGGCCUCUUGUGAAAAACUUGAGCAUAUUCCACAUAGUAUUUAUAAUCUGCAUCAACUUGAGAAUUUUGAUCUUCAUGGUUGCUCACAACUCUCUAAGUUUCCGAGGUACAUCUCCUUGUCAAAUAAGAAUGAAAUGUUCCCAAGUUUGGAGUUGCUUCCUCAUAGCAGCAGUUUGAACGUGCCCUUCCAGAAAUUAGAAUCCGUUGAUCUUCAUACCUGCAAUCUAUCAGAAGCAGAUUUCCUUAUGCCUUCUAAUGGAUUUGAAAAUCUUCAAUUUUUGCUUCUAAGUGGCAACAAAAUUGUUAGCCUUCCAUCUCUUAAGAGGUUUUCAAAUAUUGUGUACAUUCAUUUGGACAACUGUGAAUUCCUUAGGAAAAUUCCAAAGCUUCCGCCAAAUUUAGACUUUUUUUCUGCAAGAAAUUGCAAAUCCUUGCUCGAGACUUAUGGUAAUUUCCUGGACAAGAUCAUGCGGAGUAAGGACUCUGAAUUCCAAUUUGAAUGUCCAGGACGUCAUAUUCCACACUGGUUCGCCAAAGCGUGUGAAGGGGAUUCUAUACGCUUUGCUGUGGGUUCGACACGAAUGAUGCUUGUUUAUUACAGCUACAAGUUUGCUCGAUUCGGGACGGUUGGUGACAACUAUAUGGUCUCAUUGUCAAAAUUCUGUGUAACCCAGUCCACAAAUAGAGACUUGUUUAUCUCGAGGUGUGGACUCCACAUUGUAUGGCAUGGAGAUGAGAAAAAAAUCCCAUGUCCUCCUUCUCCUCCUCUGUAUCCUGCCAGUCCAUUAAGCAAGAGAAGUUGGAGUGAUUACCCCAAUAAGGCCAUUUUCGAUCCACUGGACACUAAUCCUUGA